Molecule: messenger RNA, 1485 nt
Organism: Grosmannia clavigera kw1407
Lineage: Eukaryota; Fungi; Ascomycota; Sordariomycetes; Ophiostomatales; Ophiostomataceae
Exons: 3
Coding region: 1-1485 (494 amino acids)
Source: RefSeq, a predicted model, not a curated record
AUGGCUUCGGACGACAAGAAACGGCCGUCGGCUCUGAAGCUGGGCCCCAGCCGGUCCUCCUCGAGCGGCUCGUCGACCGAUUCGCUCAAGCAUCCCCGGACGCCUCGCUUUGCCGAGGCCACCACCGUGCACUCGCCCGUCGAGGGCGUCUCCUUCUUCGCCGAUGUCGAAAAGGGCGUGCGGAUCCAGGCCCAGCCGGCCGACGUCGGCUUCGGCUACAUUGGCAGCGGCGACGGUGGCGAGACGGCCGCUGUGCCCAUGACGCCCCGAUCACCGCUCAAGAGCGCCAUGAAGGUCCCGGGCACGCCUGGCCGGCGCUUCGACAAUCCGCUCAGCCCGACUUUUCGUGAAGAGCAGGUCCUCGAGCGGCACGAGGCCGACACGGAGAAGGAACAGGCCCGCGAUCUUAAAAUCAAGACCCGCGUGCGCAUGGCCAAGUUCGCCCUGCGUGGCGUCAACUUUAGCUGCAGCCUCAUCGUUCUGUCGAUGCUCUCGGCCUCGUUCAGCAUCUUCAACGCGACCAAGACGCUGCCCACCCAGAGCUCCUUUCCGCCGUGGGCCACCGGCACCAACCCGUGGGCGCAAAAGGUCGUGCUCGCGGCCGCCUGCGUGUCCCUGACCGUCAGCAUCCUCGUCCUGGCCAGCUACUGUCGCGGCGGUCACCGGCGCGCCGAAAAGGUUUCCGUCUACUACACCCUCUUCGCCGUCGGCUGGUUCAUCUUCAGCAUGGUCAUGUGGGCCAUCGCGGCCGGCAUUCUGCAGGUCACCCGCAACAGCGGCAACAACAAGGACAUGUGGGGAUGGGCCUGCGUGAACAACCAUCGGUCGCAGAUCUUCUCGGACAAGGUCCACUACGCUCUCGUCUGCCGUCUGCAGAAUUGGUCGCUCAUCUGCAUCAUCAUCGAGAUCGUCGUCGAGGUCAUCAGCAUCUCGCUGUACAGCAUCAUCUUUUACCGCUACUACUCCAAGCGCAAGCUGCACAAGUCCAUGGACAUGCGCGACAAGGCCCGCUCCGACCUGUAUCUGGCCCAGCUGCGGUCCCAGUCAGCCCCCAACACGCCUGGCUUCGGCCCCAAGUCUCCGGCCUUCUCCCAAUACGCCCUGUCACCACGCUUCCCGCCCCAGGCCUACGGCUCUCUCGGCAACGUCCAGGAGGAGGGCCCGUCGCCCUUCACGCCAGGCGGCCGCAAUCUGGUCGAGCCGGUGUCGGCCUUUUCGCGCCCGGCCGUCGCGCCGUCCUCAUCUUUCAGGCUGCAGGCACCGCCCGUCAAGGCGCCAUCUGCCACGCCCAAGCUCGGAAGCGCCGCUUUUGCCGAGUCUGUUGUGCCUGCCGCACCCGUCUACUCUCGGUCGUCGCCGUCGCCGCCACCGGCUGCACAGCAGACCAUCCACGAGCACGGCCCUAUUGCGCCUGGCGAGGUCCAGUACGCAGCAGUCCCCAUCCCCGGCGCCUAUGCCGAUGCGGUUCUGCACAGCCCGCGGUAG